This is a messenger RNA of Didymodactylos carnosus, 369 nucleotides long. The record is from the annotation of a GenBank genome assembly. Lineage: Eukaryota; Metazoa; Rotifera; Eurotatoria; Philodinida; Philodinidae.
AUGGAAUCUCUUAUUACAUGGUUAUGCUCGUCUGGUGUGUUCCUAUGUGUGACAAUACUCAAUAUUGUAAUUAUAGGAGCAUUUGUCGGUUUAUAUUUAUCUAGUAUAUUUGGAGUGGCAUCCUAUUUUCCCGAUAAAUAUGUUAAUUCUGUUGUUAUAGGGACAAAUCUCAUUUUGUUGAUGGCAUUGUUCUUCUUAGUUUUGCAGUAUUUAAUCUUGUUGGAAAUAUUCUUGCUGGCUAUAUCAAAAAGGUUAGUUGAACCACAUUUAUCGACAACGGCGGCUGUGAUGUUAAAUCUAUUUGCAUUUUUUGGUGCUACUAGUGGUGUUAUUAAUUCAGUAUUUUAUCGCUAUAUUAUUACUUUGUAG